CAAAAGCAUCAGCUGUUUUGAAGGUCAUGUAGGCGGGCCGCCAUGCUAUAUAAAGCCGUUUUCCAUCGUCAUCCAUGGGUCAAGCCGGACUUUGGCGCUUUCGUUCUACUAUGUGCAGAAAAUGAUAUUGAAAGAUACAACGGCCACAGACAAUCGACUUCCAACCCUUGAAGGUGACUAUAUAUUCGACAUCAUGGCCGACUCGAGCGACAAUGUCAACCCGGCUCCUGCGAUCGACGAGACUCCUAUCUCUCCUAGCCGUCCCGACCCUCUGCGCAAGAACUCUCUCGAACAGCACCUGAAACAUCGUCCGGUGCGCCAGGAACUGGUCAAAAAAAACAUUCUUCCAGCCUCAAACGCAGCUCCGGGGCUCAUAGCACAACAGAAAGAGCUCGAAAAGCAUAUGCGUGCUGAUUCUUUGAACGAAAGAAUCGCCCACCGGCCCUCCCCAGAAGCAUUGAUCAAAGAAGGGGUCCUUCAUGAAGACCCCCGCUCGCCUUAACAAAAAGUAUCAGGAUGCUAUUAAGGAAGAACAUAAAAAAAGAGGAAGCGGUGCUUGAUUAACAUCCACGACGCCACAAUCCAACAAUCGCUUCGAGAAUGGGAUGACGCAUAGCUAGAAGGUGAUCAAAAUAUUGAUUCUACUACCCACAUCGUCAGAGGCAGUAAUUUCAACGACCAUAUAUACCUAUUUUAUGUUAAGAGGUCGUGUUCGCCCUGACUUGUCAUGUCAGGCAGGAGGGACCCUGCUAGGUCCGACCCUUGUCGGACUCGGGACUCCAGAGCAGACAUCCAACCUUAAGAGAUCUAUCAAUCAAUCAAGCAGCUGAUCAGCAUCAAGUCCAUCGCGCAAGUCUACCUGCAUCUGAGUCGAACCUCCAACACUCUUACCGUCUGGGCUGGAGAACAGACUGAUACCAAUCAACUAAUAGUAGUCACAGUUUGGGUGCGGACGUUCCAGGUCAAGUCUAUACAGUUUUGAAGCUACUCUCAGUAUACACACUCUUGGUCAUCGCGUUGUGCAUCGUUACGCGUCUCUAUUCCAGAUGCUUUAUAUCCUUGGCUUGGAUGAUUGUGAACCUCCCAUCACUUCUUCCGCAAUGCUAGGACUUUGAGGCUCAGGCGAUGUGCAACACACAAUGCAACAUGCACAUCAACCAGAAAGCAGGAGUGUGAGAAUUCAUACAAGUGCAACACGCAUUGUUUGGGGCAGCGCAGAAACAACUUACAGAUGCAAGAAAUUCAUUUUCUACCAGCAGACCGACCUAAUACUAAGUGACUGACCGUCUUCCUUCAUUCAUCC
This is a messenger RNA of Neurospora crassa OR74A, 1303 nucleotides long. RefSeq lists its product as hypothetical. Bases 122 to 502 code for a protein of 126 amino acids. The record is from RefSeq and is a predicted model, not a curated record. The transcript has 5 exons. Lineage: Eukaryota; Fungi; Ascomycota; Sordariomycetes; Sordariales; Sordariaceae.